Messenger RNA from Populus euphratica (Euphrates poplar), 751 nucleotides. RefSeq lists its product as uncharacterized. Lineage: Eukaryota; Viridiplantae; Streptophyta; Magnoliopsida; Malpighiales; Salicaceae. The transcript has 3 exons. The record is from RefSeq and is a predicted model, not a curated record. The coding region runs from base 262 to 741 and encodes 159 amino acids.
CCUCUCCUCCUUUUCCUCCGCCACUACUACCUGUACAAGUUUCCUUCCCUAUGAAGGAGUCUUCUUAGUUUCCAGUCUGCCAAUAUCGCUUCACAUCACUACUCACUACUACCGCUACCGCUACCAUCUCCUCUUUUCGAGCUUUCCUUGUUUCCUUCAAAACCUCCGCUUUCUUCUCUCUUUAAGACUGUAACUACUCAACUUCGUGUUUUUCUUUUUUGGUUUCUGGGUGUUUUUUCUUUUCUGUUUGCAAGAGCAACAAUGGCAACUCCAAAACAACACAUAGAGCACAUAAGGAAAACUACAUUCUCAAUAGGAGGAGAAAAGAACCCUUUGGCUCCUAUGCUUGAUCAGGCUGUCAAGUAUCUUUCUGCUGAACUCUACGCUAAAGAUGUCCACUUUCUUAUGGAACUCAUUCAGAAUGCUGAAGAUAAUGAAUACUUGGAAGGGGUGGAUCCUUCACUUGAGUUUGUCAUAACAUCUCGAGAUAUAACAAACACUGGUGCGCCUGCUACUUUGCUCAUCUUCAAUAAUGAGAAGGGUUUUUCUGCCAAAAAUAUCGAGUCCAUUUGCAAUGUUGGAAAUUCCACUAAGAAAGGGAACCGGAAGCGUGGCUAUAUUGGGGAGAAAGGUAUUUUUCCUUGCUCAAUUUCUCGUGCAACAGUGUAUUUUAUAAGUUGUGCGCACUUCCGAGCUGCCGGCUUAUUGCUUGUGCCGUGUUGUUUCUCGGUUGUGUUUUAGUACAUUUUGU